CUACGAGUACGGAGUAAUUCGAUGGCCAUUGAUGAUUGAUAUCCUGGUCGCGUGUUGGAUACCCGGAUUUUUCCUCUUGGGGCCAUGACUUCGACCAGAUUGAUCUGGCCGUGUUACUACAGACGAUCGUGCUCAAGAAUGUUUGACAUCAGCACAAAGAACGCUUCGCCGCACACUGGACGAGAGCAGAUUGGCACCGACAACACGGCGGCGGCACCUCCAUCCCCAUGGCAAGCUUUGACUGCUUGGACCUCCUCCAGGGGUUCCCCCGUACACCACACGAUACUUUCCACAGAUGCCGCAUCUCCCCGCCAAGGCUUCCCAACUUAAUUGUGAACGACUCAACGGUGGUUCAUCAUUUCUUCGGAAACGCAAAAAAAGAAGACAACUCUAUACGCCGUGAUCUGUCCGCCUGAGGCUGAA
This is a messenger RNA of Colletotrichum phormii, 423 nucleotides long. RefSeq lists its product as uncharacterized. The transcript has a single exon. The record is from RefSeq and is a predicted model, not a curated record. The coding region runs from base 85 to 330 and encodes 81 amino acids. Lineage: Eukaryota; Fungi; Ascomycota; Sordariomycetes; Glomerellales; Glomerellaceae.